GAGGGGAGCGGACAGUGAGGAGAGAGGGAGAGCGGAAGGCAGCGUGUGAGGGCUGCUGCUGUGGCUCAGAAACAAAAAGUCUGGCAACUACCUGGGAGCAGCAUGACUCUCCUAACACUGGGAUUGUACCUGCCGCUGUGCUUCUGUUGUGGCCUGGCCCAGUCCUCCUUCCUGGACAGCUUUAUUUCAUUCCCAGCAGCUCUCAGGUCCCAGGAGCAGCAGAAGAGAUUCACCCCAUGCUGUUUACUGAGUCCACCUCCACCCCCACUCUUCCCUCCACCCCCUUCACAUUGGCGCCGACACGCUCAUAAUGAAGGCAUGCCAAACAAUGGCCCUAAGACUGAUCCGAGCAACGGGGACAAAGGUUCUACCUGCGUCCGAGGUCUCCCUGGGCCGGCUGGUCCUCCUGGGCCCCAGGGUCCCCCCGGAUUACCUGGGAUAGAAGGACCUAAGGGAGAAAGGGGAGAAAUUGGAAGACCUGGGCAAAAGGGUCGGACAGGUCCUCAAGGACUCCCUGGGAAGCAGGGACCAGCUGGAUGGCCAGGACCAAGUGGGCCCAAAGGUGAGAAAGGUGACUCGGGGCUGAUGGGAUUGCCUGGAGCCAGAGGACCAAUUGGGCCAAGGGGUUUACCAGGGUAUAAAGGAGAGAAGGGCUCUCGAGGGGAUCGUGGUGAGGGUGGAGUGAAAGGCGACAAGGGUGCAAUGGGUUUCCCAGGAAUGCUUGGACAGAAAGGUGAAUUGGGUCCAAAGGGAGAACUUGGAAUUUCAGGAAACAGAGGACCCACUGGUCGACCAGGGAAAAGAGGCAAGCAGGGAGGGAAAGGAGACACAGGCAGCGUUGGUCCUAUGGGACCUGCAGGCCCACAUGGACCUCAAGGCCACCCCGGCCCUCCUGGUUCUCCUGCCACAGGUGUUUACAUGGUUGGAACAAAGGGAGCACGGGGUCUACCCGGGCCUCCUGGAAAGUGUAACUGCGGCUCCCUCAGCGGUUUGGAUGAUUCUUCUUCCAAAGGAAACUAUCCCAAAGUACCAGCGAUAUUCGUCGUAAGCAACGAGGAAGAACUGGAGCGCCUUCAGGUCGAUAAUGCUCUCGCAUUCCGCAAAGAUCAGAGAUCUCUCUAUUUCAAAGACAUUGAUGGCUGGCUGCCAAUCCAGACUUUUCCAUUCCAGCUGACACCGUUCCAAUCCAUGGAAAACGCACCUGAUGAUGAAGGUUACUGUGGAGACGGGGUAGUGCAGAUUUCCAGCGGGGAGGAGUGCGAUGACAGCAAUCGAGUCGUCACUGACGGCUGCGUCAAAUGUAAACACGCCUACUGUGGAGACGGGUAUCGCUAUGAGGGGGCCGAGGAGUGUGAUGGAAAAGACUUUGGAUACCAGACAUGUAAUUCAUAUCUUCCAGGGUCAUAUGGUCAGCUCAAGUGCACACCAUACUGUGCCAUCGACUCCACAAACUGCAAGUACUUCACUUGAGGAGGAAGCUGGACGGUGCAGCGGGAUCCUCGGUGUGAUGUUUCCUUCACACACAUAAUAGGAAUAUUUACAUGCAAAAAAAAAAGAACAAAUAUCGCUCCAAGCAAGAGACUCUGAAGGAAGAGGACGCCAACGAUUCUACGACAAAAGAAAAACAAAACAUACGUAUAUACAUGUAUAACUCCUCUGUACUGCUGCUGAGAUGCCACGUAGCUCCCUGGAGUUAUAGAGUCGGUCAGGGGAGGAGAAAGCCUUCACUUACACAUCUGAGCCGCACAGGACGACUGCAAUCUGUCGUAACAAGCAGGAUUUAAGACUGGCCUCCUCCUCACCACGCCUGAUUGAACCGGACUCGGCCUCUGGAUGGGACAGUUGUGCGACGGCCAUGCAGAGACCUAAUUAAGUGCCAGUUGGAGAUGUUGCAGAUGAGCGGUAACGGGGCCUGAGUCGUGUUAAUCUUGACCCAGUUACUGUUGAGAAAGAGAGGCAGUAGGACAUCCAGAGCCAUGGCCCCAGGUUUUCUACUGCAGCGUGAGUGACGGUGCACAGCAUUUGCAUGAGGCUGGGAUUAAUAAGUCCAUGACAGCAGCUGCCACUAUCCAAGCAUGUAACCUAUCAGUUUGUUCUUUAUUACCACAUCAAGGUUCAAACUGUGCACUGUCAGUAUCGCAUCACCCAUUUCAGUCAUCAAGGUAAAAGCAGGCAUAUGCUAAGAUCAAUACUUUUAGUUAGACAUGGAGGUCCAUGUGGUUAAAGUGCAUGAAGUACGCACUUGUAAUAUUUCAGACUGUUACACCAGGAGGCUGCACUUAACUGGACAUUAUAACCUUGUGAUGCUACUGUACCUUACACAGCCACGGUUUCAUAAAUUCAAAAGUAACCUCUCAGGAACCAACAGGUAAUGUAGCUCCACAUGGCACCGCUCACAGGCAUCCUCCUCCACUCUCUUUGUAAUUCAAAAAGGCAGUGACUGUACACCGAGGCACACGGGUCACUCGACAAGCGCUCCGACCGAUAGACAGCGCGCGGGCCGGUGAAUACAAUCAAGCUCCUUCCCCCCGUGCUACAAUGAGAAACGAAAUAUACUGUAUGUGAAGGCUUGAAACUGUUAUGUUCUUAAUAAUCACUCACUGCACAGGGAAGGCUGGAAUAGUCUGUAGCUGCUAAAAAAGGGGGAGGAACUUCAAUUCCACUCUCUUCUAUGGUCAUUACUGUAUUUACUCUAUUACCUCUUUAUCCAGUCUUUCUGUCUUAUGGUAUAUGCAGCAACAGAGAAGCUCAAUGGUAAACUUAACCGUGGAGAAUAUGUAGUCUUGCUGUGUGCUGGGCACCAAUAGUGAAAAAUGACUUUGCCGAUAUAAGCUGACAUUUUUCCAUAAGCUACUGUAUCAGUCACAGUGCCAAGGGAGAGCUCUUUUUUUCUCAGCCAUACUCCGAUGUAGUCCGGUGUUACAAAGUGAAUCUGCUGUAAAAAACAAAAAAGUUAAAGAUUAAGACUGUUACUGUAAGUGUGUCUGCAUGCUCGUGAUGCCGUACUAAUCAUCGCCACACAUUGUUUUCGUCAAUCACCCUUAUUCAUCAGCAUAGCAGGUGUCUUAAGAAGUGUCAGUUGUGCUCCAGCCAGAGUGUAGUGUCGGUACUGUACAUGUGAGGCACCUCUAUAUGAUAGUGAUGAACUGUGCCAUGCACAAAGAUUAAAUACUGUUUGGACAUUGUGUUGAAUGUUGUGCCUGUGGCCUGUGCUGCUGUAUCUGUGUAUAUGCACAACACUGUUGAAACAUAACAUGCAUGUGGUAAAGUACUGUGUAAGGCUUUAUGAAAUAUAUUAUUCCCUGUGACUGGGUUAGUGAUCAAGUUCAUUUUUGUUUCAUUAUUGUGAUAUGAUUUAUACAGUAGCUGUUUAAAAAGAAGUGAAAAUAAAAGGGGUCAUUUAA
Messenger RNA from Hippoglossus stenolepis (Pacific halibut), 3404 nucleotides. It is a transcript of the gene colq, whose product is annotated as collagen-like tail subunit (single strand of homotrimer) of asymmetric acetylcholinesterase. The record is from RefSeq and is a predicted model, not a curated record. The transcript has 17 exons. Lineage: Eukaryota; Metazoa; Chordata; Actinopteri; Pleuronectiformes; Pleuronectidae. Bases 103 to 1470 code for a protein of 455 amino acids.